GCCGGCUGAGCUGGGUCUCGCUGCUUGGUGCGCGGUGGCGGAGAGCGAGGCCUGGAGAGCACCGCAGCGGCGUGGGUCGGCUGUUUGGUGUUGUGCGCGGGAGAGGACGGCGAGCGGACGAGAGAGCGAGCGGCUCACCUCAGCAGUGGCACCGGGAUCGGUUGCCUAGAGCCUGAAAUCAUGACCACCCCGGGAAAAGAGAACUUUCGCCUGAAAAGUUAUAAGAACAAAUCUCUGAAUCCUGAUGAGAUGCGCAGAAGAAGAGAGGAAGAAGGACUGCAGUUACGCAAGCAGAAAAGAGAAGAGCAGUUAUUCAAGCGAAGAAAUGUUGCUACAGCACAAGAAGAAACAGAAGAAGAAGUUAUGUCAGAUGGAGGCUUUCAUGAGGCCCAGAUCAAUAAUAUGGAGAUGGCACCAGGUGGUGUCAUUACUUCUGACAUGAUCGAAAUGAUAUUUUCCAAUAGUCCAGAGCAACAGCUUUCAGCAACACAGAAAUUCAGAAAACUACUUUCAAAAGAACCUAAUCCUCCUAUUGAUGAAGUUAUCAGCACACCAGGAGUAGUGGCCAGGUUUGUGGAGUUCCUCAAAAGAAAAGAGAAUUGUACACUGCAGUUUGAAUCAGCUUGGGUACUGACAAAUAUUGCUUCAGGAAAUUCUCUUCAAACCCGGAUUGUGAUCCAGGCAGGAGCUGUGCCCAUCUUCAUAGAGUUACUCAGCUCGGAGUUUGAAGAUGUCCAGGAACAGGCAGUUUGGGCUCUUGGCAACAUUGCUGGAGACAGUACCAUGUGCAGGGACUAUGUCUUAGACUGCAAUAUCCUUCCCCCUCUUUUGCAGUUAUUUUCAAAGCAAAACCGCCUAACCAUGACCCGGAAUGCAGUAUGGGCUUUGUCUAAUCUCUGUAGAGGGAAAAGUCCACCUCCAGAAUUUGCAAAGGUUUCCCCCUGUCUGAAUGUGCUUUCCUGGUUGCUGUUUGUCAGUGACACUGAUGUAUUGGCAGAUGCCUGCUGGGCCCUCUCAUAUCUAUCAGAUGGACCCAAUGAUAAAAUUCAAGCAGUCAUUGAUGCAGGAGUAUGUAGGAGACUUGUGGAACUACUGAUGCAUAAUGAUUAUAAAGUGGUUUCUCCUGCUUUGCGGGCUGUGGGAAACAUUGUCACAGGGGAUGAUAUUCAGACACAGGUAAUUUUGAAUUGCUCAGCUCUGCAGAGUUUAUUGCACUUGCUGAGUAGCCCAAAGGAAUCUAUCAAAAAGGAAGCAUGCUGGACAAUAUCUAAUAUCACAGCUGGCAAUAGGGCACAGAUCCAGACUGUGAUAGACGCCAACAUUUUUCCAGCCCUCAUUAGUAUAUUACAAACUGCUGAGUUUCGGACAAGGAAAGAAGCAGCUUGGGCCAUCACAAAUGCAACAUCUGGAGGAUCAGCUGAACAGAUCAAGUACUUAGUAGAACUGGGUUGUAUCAAGCCGCUCUGUGAUCUCCUCACAGUCAUGGACUCCAAGAUUGUACAGGUUGCCCUAAAUGGCUUGGAAAAUAUCCUGAGGCUUGGAGAACAAGAAGCUAAAAGGAACGGCAGUGGCAUUAACCCUUACUGUGCUUUGAUUGAAGAAGCUUACGGUCUGGAUAAAAUUGAAUUCUUACAAAGUCAUGAAAACCAGGAGAUCUACCAGAAGGCCUUUGAUCUUAUUGAGCAUUACUUUGGGACCGAAGAUGAGGACAGCAGCAUUGCACCUCAGGUUGACCUUAGCCAGCAGCAGUACAUCUUCCAGCAGUGUGAGGCUCCUAUGGAAGGUUUCCAGCUUUGAAGCAAUACUCUUCUUUCAUGUUCCUGUGUCAGACCAGGCUACCCAGUCGAGUCCUCUUGUGGAGCCCACAGCCUUCAUGGAGCUAACUUCUCAAAUGUUUUCCAUAAUACUGUUUGCGCUCAUUUGCUUGCCUUGCGCACCUGCUCUCUUACACACAUCUGGAAAACCUCUGGCUCUCUGUGGUGGAAUACCCUUCUAAUAAAAGGGUAUCCAGAACGCCCCACUCUCAUGGAAAAAUCCCUAGGCUUUGGAGACGCGCACUUACAUUAGAGUCAUGGGAAUAUAUGCAUAUUAAUGUGGCUCCCUUUUUUGUGGGGGGAAAAAGAGAGGACUCCUCAUUCCCUUUAAAGUGGGAAAAAAUAUUGACAUUAAAGAUGAGACUAAAAAACCUUUAUCUUGAAUUUCACACAACUACACUUGCAACAAGAGAGAUGUUUAGUCCUAUUGUGUAUACUUCAGAGUACUUUUCAUAAGUUCUUCCACAGUGAACCCUUGGAUUACCUGGUGGCUCUUUCUAGCCAAGUUUGCAUUAAUUCUUACUGAGAUUGGAUGGUUUUCUUUCCUCUAUUGGCGCCAUUCUUCAGAUAUUUAAGUCAAACCAUCUGCUCCCUCACCUUCAGCCUUCAGUGAAUGGGCUUUCUAGUUGUCAAGAGUGCUGAAGAAUUAACACUUUGAUUAUUAAAUGUGAUACUGGUUUGCAGAUUCCCUUAGAGCAGAAAGGAGAGGAGCACAUAUUAAUUUGUGUGGCUUUGGCUUCUCUUUGGUCUUAUGUGUGUUAGGAUUUGGAAGUGGUUCAGUUCUAAUGCUGAUAUGAAGAUUUAGAAUUCUUAAUAAUCAAAAACAUAUCCCAUAACUCAAUAAAGUAAGUCAAACAAACAAAAAACCAUUUGAUUUCCCCAAACUCAACCAGUGUGACUAGAGGCUGUGUUUCUGCAUUAAAACAAAUGUUUUUCAGGCUUUAUGGUCCUGAUCAAGGGCCUCAUUAAAUUGGAGUUCACUCUGGGUGCUUUUCCCCUCUGUGACUGGCAGAUAACAUAAACAUUUAAAGGUAACUUAGGGAUUUUUUUUUCCUUAGAUGCAGCUUGAUUGUAAGGUACUCAUGCUGCAUAUGUGAUCCCUUUAAUGUAGCAUCAUUAUCUUUAAAAAGUAACUACCUUCUCAACAUGACCUACUUAACCCCAAUAAGGGCAGUGAUCUUUUUUCCUUAUAACGUCUUGUUCCCUAAUCAUUUCAUCUCCUACUAUCCCUCCCACCCCACCCCAAAUAAAAAGUGUUCACCUUCUGGCUCAUUUAAUGAUGACUGCAAUCUAUACCUACAAAUGGCGCUUCCAGUACUGUGUUCAGUGAAACACAUCUAUGCUUGGACUGGAACGAAAAAAUAAGCUUAAUUGCCAAGAAAACUGCAAAUGAGUUGAAUACGACUUCUCGGUGCUAGUUGGCUAUCUUGACUCGAUGUUGGGAUAUACUGUCAGAGAAGAUUUUUUUUGUUGAUGUGCUGUUCAAAAUGAAUUCUGAAGGAAAAGUUGCUCACUUCUGUUUCAGAGCAUAACCUUUUAAACCUCUUUAGACUUGUCUUCCUCUAGAAUUCAUUAUAACCCCAAAGUGUAAAAACUAUUUAGAAGUUGCCCCUGACAAGCUAUUAUACAUCUCUGGUAAAUCCUGCUGAAUAUAAGGGAUAUUCAGAGCUUUCAUACCUCAUCGUGAUGUUAUUUAAGCAGCCAACUUAUGUGACCUGAUUUAAACUUUUAAAAUAUCCACUUCAAACUAGAAUGAUUCAAAAGACAAAGGACAUUUAUCAGCCAAGAGAGUGACGCAUUCUUCGCACCUAGUCUGUAGUUGUGUCUGUGCUCUGGAUGGAUAACGUCUGAUGUCUGUCUGUUAUGAUGGAGCAGCCACUGCAAAACCAGUCAACUCCCAUCUAUAACUGUUACUUUUUCUAGUGCUGCUUUGUGCUGAGAGAACAUUUUAGUUUACUGCACUUGACCUGUAAAAGACUUUGAUUCUUUGUAAUUUUAGGGAUAAAUUAGGUGGUUAAUUUAAAGAACUUUCAAUGUUGCCUUUACAUCACGUUAAAAUAUAACUUCUUUCAGAAGAGUAAUGGAAGCACUGAUUCAUAGUAAAAAUCUUGUUUUUAGCUUUGA
Messenger RNA from Cynocephalus volans (Philippine flying lemur), 3938 nucleotides. It is a transcript of the gene KPNA1, whose product is annotated as karyopherin subunit alpha 1. The record is from RefSeq and is a predicted model, not a curated record. Lineage: Eukaryota; Metazoa; Chordata; Mammalia; Dermoptera; Cynocephalidae. Gene Ontology annotation, cellular component: nucleoplasm; nucleus; cytoplasm. Gene Ontology annotation, biological process: NLS-bearing protein import into nucleus; postsynapse to nucleus signaling pathway. Gene Ontology annotation, molecular function: protein binding; nuclear import signal receptor activity. The coding region runs from base 181 to 1797 and encodes 538 amino acids. The transcript is spliced from 14 exons.